Molecule: messenger RNA, 1256 nt
Organism: Papilio polytes (common Mormon)
Lineage: Eukaryota; Metazoa; Arthropoda; Insecta; Lepidoptera; Papilionidae
Product: plectin-like
Exons: 9
Biological process (GO): wound healing; intermediate filament cytoskeleton organization
Cellular component (GO): cytoplasm; membrane; intermediate filament
Molecular function (GO): structural molecule activity; protein binding
Source: RefSeq, a predicted model, not a curated record
AUGUGGACACACACGAACCGGAUGAGAAGUCCCUCAUCACAUACAUUUCAUCACUAUACGAGACAUUCCCUGAACCGCCGGCGGUGCACCCGCUCUUCGAUGCGGAGUCCCAACGGCGCGCCGCCGCUUACACCGAACAGGCGGCCGCGCACCGCGCCUGGUUACACGAGAAGUGCUCACUCAUGCAGUUAAAACCAGUACUAGGUCCUCAUGUGGACAUAAAACAAACGGAAUCAGGUCUAGAGAACGUAGAACGGCACAUAGAGUCAGAGAUCCGUCGUCUGGAGCGCGGCGUGCACCCCGCUGAGGCUAAACUGGCAGCAGAGCAAAUAGAACAAGAGCUAAGAGCUAUGGAACAUGGGAUACAAGAUAUGUUCCAGGAUUGCCACGCGUUACGCGAAGGAAGAUACCCCCAGGCUACUGAACUGCACCGACGAGUGCAACAAAUCCACGAGCGUUGGGUGAACGCGCGUCAGUCGUUCACUGGACGGUUAGUGCCGCGACUGUCGUCAGUGCGCAUGCCAGUCCAGCAGACCACGGUUCGCCGCGAGACACGCACUGUACUGGAGACACGCGUGCAUGAUGCUGACCCCAAGUUCCAGCAGCUGCAUGCUGCCACCAAGUGGUGUAAGGAGAGACUGAAAAAACUGCACGAAUCGGAAUACGGAUCCGACCUACCUACAGUUCAACACGAACUCGACAAACAUCAGAGAGAGCACAAACAAAUCGAUCAAUUCCACUCCAAGGUAGAACAAUGUGUACACAAUAGAUCUAACUUCAACGGAGAAGAGUUAAAUCUUUACAACCAACAUUUAAGUCAGCUGCAGAAACUAUACGCGGAACUGCUAUCUACCAGUACUAAACGUAUAUCAGAUCUGGACGCGCUGCAAGACUUCCUGCAGUCGGCGACAGCGGAGCUGAACUGGCUUAACGAGAAGGAGCAAGUGGAACUGUCCCGUGACUGGGCUGACCCGCACAUCAACCUGCCCGCGGUACAACACUACUAUGAACAACUUAUGUCUUCGUUGGAGAAGAGAGAACUUCAGUUCAGUAACGUGAUAGACCGCGGCGAGGCCCUGAUUGCUCAGCAUCACCCCGCUACUAAGACUAUCGAGUCUCAUCUGCAGGUGAUGCAAUCUCAAUGGGCGUGGGUGUUACAACUGACGCUAUGUCUUGAGACACAUCUGAAACACACCACGCAGUACCAUAACUUCUUUGAAGAAGUUAAAGAAGCAGAAAAAUGGAUACAAAAGUAA